AUGUCACAAGCUUCGAACUUUGUCAAGAAGUUAGCAUCCAACGACAAACCAACAAGGGACGCCGCACUCGAGUCCCUCAAGAAAUUUCUCAUUUCCAAAUCAGCAUCAUCAUCAUCAUCAUCAAAAACAAAAACAUUCACGAUUUCAUUACUCGAUGCUGAAAAAUUAUGGAAAGGGUUGUACUACUCCAUGUGGUUCUGCGAUAGACCAAAAGCUCAAGAACGGCUAGCUGAAAACUUGGGCAGAUUGUACUCGGAAAACAUCAAAUCCGAUGACGUAUUUCUCCGAUUUGUUGAAGCAUUCAACUUAAUCAUGACUAAACAAUGGAGUGAUAUUGACCAGUGGAGAAUCGACAAGUACUAUUUGCUAAUUAGGCGGGUGUUGAGACAUAAUUUCAAGUACUUGAAGCUGCAUGAUUGGGAUGAACCCUUGGUGCGCGAUUGGGUUGAUGUAAUGAGUCGAACUUUGUUGAGUGGUGAUGCUAAAGUGCCUGUUGCUUUGCCGUAUCAUUUAUGUGAUAUUUACUUGGAUGAGCUUCAAUUGGUUAUGUUUGAAGAGUUGGCGGAGGAAGAAGCGGAGUUGGAUAAAGAAGAUCCCAAGUAUUUGCAAAAAUAUGAGACAUUGUUGAGACAAAAGAUUGCUAUUGUUGAAGGUGUGCCGGUGUUGAAACUAAUAGAGCCGUUUCUGGUUUUGAAUAAGGAGGCGAAGUUGAAACCUUUGAGGGAGAAGUGUAAGGAAGAUGUGUUGGAUGAUGAGCGAUUGGUGGAUUGGGCUGUUGUUGGUGAUGAUAGUGAUUCCGACGUGGACGGUGAGGGAGAUAAUGGAUCUGCUGAGCAAGAUGAUGAAGAGGAAGAGGAGGAAGAGUGGAAAGGAUUUUAG
Messenger RNA from Lodderomyces theae, 879 nucleotides. RefSeq lists its product as uncharacterized. Gene Ontology annotation, cellular component: preribosome, large subunit precursor; nucleus; preribosome, small subunit precursor. Gene Ontology annotation, biological process: rRNA processing. The record is from RefSeq and is a predicted model, not a curated record. Bases 1 to 879 code for a protein of 292 amino acids. NCBI's taxonomy places the organism in Eukaryota, Fungi, Ascomycota, Pichiomycetes, Serinales, Debaryomycetaceae. The transcript has a single exon.